CCGCGCGGACAACGACGGCGGAGCGCGCGAGCGAAAGUUCCCCGCCGCGCCGUUUUCAGUGCCGACGGAGCGUCCGACGCACCAUCACCAACACGACGACGGCUGCGGUGGCAGUGACGGUGACGGGCCAUCUCUGUAGCGGUAGUGUGCACACGAUCGUGAACUCGUGACCGGGGGCGACAUCACCACCAUCAUGACCAGCCAAGGCGUCGUGGAACGUGCCAGCGCCGAACUGUCGAAGCGCAUCAACGGACUGACGCUGCGGGCUGCCAACAAACCGUCGACGUCGAAUUCCGGCGGCGGCGGUACCGCGGCCGGCACGACCGGUUCGCCGUCCCGAGCCCCGCGAACCGGUACCAGUGUCAUGGAACGGGUCACCAACGUGCUGUGCGGUGGCGGUACCGGUGGUGGCGGCGGUGGCGGUCUAAUUUCCGGAGGCUCCGGUUCCGGCGGCAUCCAGUACCCGCGGUUCCGCGGCCGGACGCCUGUCCGCAACCGCGUGGCCACGUACCGGAUCAAGCGGCCGGUCACGUGGUCGGAGAUGAUGCGCGACGAGCAGUUCCUCAACGGUUUCUUCAUGUACUUCUCGGCCGCGGAGCGCGUGCCGCUGUCUCGCGUGUGCGUCCGGUGGCGCGACGUGCUGUACAGAUCGCCAAAGUUCUGGUACAACGUGCGGCCGGUGAUUCGCUGCAAACAGCUCAGGUCAUACAACUACGCGGAUAAGGCGGCCGUGUUCAAGUCGUUCGUGGCCAGAGAGAUGACGGCAAUCACCAUUUACGGCGCCCAGGACCAGGACACGGUCGAGUUCGUCAACACGUACCCAUUUCCCAAUAAAAACAUAUUGGCGCUGUGCUUGCAGUCGUCCAGCGUCACCGACAGGGGAUUGGAAUCGUUCUUAGACCAUUUGCAGGGUGUUUGGCAACUGGAGCUAAUCGGGUGCAACGAGAUCACGGAGGCCGGCCUAUGGGCAUGCUUGACGCCCAGAAUCGUGUCGCUGACCCUGAGCGAUUGCAUAAACGUGGCCGACGACGCGGUCGGCGCCGUGGCUCAGAUGCUGCCAGCCCUCAACGAGUUCACGCUGCAAGCGUACCACGUCACCGACGCCGCCUUGGGAUUCUUCUCGUCCAGGCAGUCCAACAGCCUGUCCGCGCUCAGGCUGCAGUCGUGCUGGGAGCUCACCAACCACGGCAUUGUAAAUAUUGUUCACUCACUUCCCAAUCUUACUGUACUGAGUUUAUCAGGUUGCAGUAAAAUCACCGACGACGGGAUCGAAUUGAUCGCCGAAAAUCUGCCAAAAUUACAAAUAUUAGACUUAUCUUGGUGUCCUCGUGUUACCGAUGCAGCCCUCGAAUACAUUGCUUGUGAUUUAGUUGGAUUGGAGCAGUUGGUAUUAGACAGGUGCAUACACAUAACUGAUAUUGGUAUAGGGUAUAUCUCAACAAUGAUAUGUUUACAAGCGUUAUUUCUACGUUGGUGUUCACAACUACGAAAUUUCAGUAUACAACACUUAUGUGGCAUGCGACAUCUAAGGAUACUCUCACUUGCUGGUUGUCAUUUGUUAACCUCCAGUGGUUUAUCCAGUUUGAUCCAAAUGCGACACUUAGAAGAAUUAGAACUGACAAAUUGUGCUGGAGCAUCGCCGGAAUUAUUGGAAUAUUUGCAUGAACAUUUACCAUCAUGUUUAAUCGUCAGAUAGAUAUUCAUAAAACGUAAACACGACAAUAAUGGAGAGUUGUUAAUUAUUUUUUAUUCCUUUUUUGAUUGUUUAUUUCUUUUCUUUUUUUACUUUUUUAAACAUCCUUGAGUUUUGAUUUUCAGUAGGUGUUUUGAGUCUGUUAUAAUGUCCGCACACAUAUCAUAUACCCCACAAUACAUUUAUUAUUUUAUUUAUUUAUUUUUAUUUUUAAGAUUUCUAUUUUUAAGUAAAAUUUAUUGUUAUUUCAACUUUUGGAAUUAAUUGAAAUUACAAUAUUGUACACACGUACUAUUAAGUCAUUCUCGCCUAAAAACACUAUUGUGAUUAGGUGUUUGAAAAUGUAUGGUAUUGGCCUUUUCAAUGCUUGAAAUAUUGUAAUAUGUACCUAUGUACAAAAUGUGCAAUAAUUAAAAAUAUAAUAUUUAAUUUAACGGUUUCUAAUAAACCAUUAACUUUAAGUCAAUAUCAAAGUAAAAAAAAAUUGGCCGAUCAUGGAAAAAAAAACUAACAAAGUUAUGUUAUUAUUAUCUUAAGACAAUAUCAUAAAGCAUUUACGAGUUUGAAGUAGACAAAAAAAAUAGUUUACAAAUGUGAACCGAAUAUUAUAUAUAGGGACAUAUUAGCCUUCAGUCUACUACAAUAUUAUAUUCUGUCUAGGUUAUAAUGAUUUGGCUCUAAUGUUUAAGAUGUAGGUGCGCAUGAUUAUAUUAUUUAAAUUAUGAAAUGAUUCAGAUGUCAAUGCUUAAAUUAUGAAUAUGAUUUGUAUUGUGUAAUAAUAAACUUACCGGCCCAAUAACCAUUUAUAUAACGUAGGUAAUGCCUAAUAUUAUCUAUAACCUAUAUAUUUAUAUAUGAUAAUAAAUAAUUAUAAAUUAUAUUAUAAACGUGCAAUUAGAAUAUUGAAAACUUACCAAAGUUGUAUAAUAUGUUACCUUUAAGUUGAUGAUGGAAGAAUUUUAGAAAAAAAUUGUUUUCAACAGACUCGCUAUACAUGUAAAAUAUCUAUUAUUUCUUCGUUUAUUUAUUUGUAAUGUUUAAAAACUAAACAAUAGGUAUAUAUAUUUAUAGAAUAUUCAACGUUAAAAGACUAUAAGCUAAAAAAACGUAUAAUAAAUAACAAUAAUGUUCCUGGUGGAUUCAAUACGAAUAAUCGUAGAGAAGAAUAAAUAUGUCGUUAUUCGUUAUCGAAAA
This is a messenger RNA of Acyrthosiphon pisum (pea aphid), 2887 nucleotides long. Its product is annotated as F-box/LRR-repeat protein 16. Gene Ontology annotation, cellular component: SCF ubiquitin ligase complex. Lineage: Eukaryota; Metazoa; Arthropoda; Insecta; Hemiptera; Aphididae. Gene Ontology annotation, molecular function: protein binding. Bases 194 to 1696 code for a protein of 500 amino acids. Gene Ontology annotation, biological process: SCF-dependent proteasomal ubiquitin-dependent protein catabolic process. The record is from RefSeq and is a predicted model, not a curated record. The transcript has 5 exons.